AUGCUCGCCGCGCACGUGACGCCGACGCCCGUGCGCGGCCGCUGCGCGCGACCCCGGCCGCUCGCCAAGGUCGUCGCGCCCGUCGCGCCCCGCAUCGUCACCACGGAGCAGCUCGCGUCGCGGGAGAAGCGCGCGGUCGAGCGGAGCUGGCCGACGUUCCUGAACGUGUCCGUCUUCGGCUGCGACUACCACAACAACCACCUCGAGGUCCAGUCCGUCGACGAGUGCAAGACGCGCUGCCACCGGCUCGAGCGGUGCAAGGCCUUCUCGUACCUGAAGCACGGCGGCGUCUGCUACUUCAAGACGUGCCGCGAGACGAACCUGCGGAACAUGAGCGGCGUCGACACGUACGUCAAGCACCGCCACAGCCUCGCGCCCGCGGGGUCGAGCUGCCCGAAGACCCGGAAACUCCGCGUCGCGCCCGAGAACCCCGCCGUCGCCGUCGUCGUCACCGUGCACGACGCGCUCGAGUGGGUCGAGCGGUGCCUCGCGGCGAUGUUCGACCGCACGGAGGACGCGGCCUACGGCCUCUACCUCGUCAACGACGGCUCGGCGUCGGCGACCCUUCGAGGCCUGGAGCGGCUCGUCGACGCGCGCGGCAAGCGCGACCUCGUGCGCUUCGUGAACUGGCGCGGCGAGAGCGACCUCCACGGCUACACGCGCGCGGUCAACGCGGGUCUGCGGGCGGCCCUGGGCGACGACCCCGCGAUCCCGCCGCCGGCGACGCCCUACGGCGCGUUCUGCCUCCUGAACUCGGACACGGAGAUCCUCACGCCGACGUGGCUCGCGGCGCUCCUGUCGGCGGCCUUCUCGACGCCGGACAUCGGCGUCGUCGGCCCCGUGUCGAACGCGGCGAGCUACCAGUCCGUGCCCCAGCUGCGACACACGAACCCGGACACGGGCAAGGUCGACUGGUCGAAGAACCCGCUCCCGCCGGACUGGCGGCCGCGCGACGUCGCCCAGGCCGUCGCGCGCGCGUCGAAGCUGGGGCUCGUCGACGUGCCCGUGCUCAACGGCUUCUGCCUGCUCGUCAAGGCCGAGGUCUUCGGCGUCGUGGGCCUCUUCGACGACGUCGCGUCGCCGCUCCCGCGUCCGCCGAACCUCUUCCACCCAAAAGCGCACCUUUUUUUUAGGUUCCCCCACGGCUUCGGCGAGGAGAACGACUUCGCGCUGCGCGCGGCGCGGCUCGGCUACCGGCUCAAGGUCGCCGACGGCGUCUACGUCUGGCACCACAAGUCGAAGAGCUACGGCGACGCGACGCGGAAGGACCUGUCGAGCGAGAGCCGCGCGACGCUCCUCCAGCGCUGGGGCCCGCAGCUGCGGGACGCGGUGCAGGCCCUCGAGCGCGAGCCGGCGCUCGACGAGGCGCGGCGGCGCGUCGCCGCGAACCUCGGGGCGCGGAACGCGACGGAGGGCUGCCGGCCCGCGGCGCUGCGCGUGCUCUUCGUGCUGAACCCGAUCCGCCGCGCGCCCCAGCCGCCGGCCAUGCACGGCGGCUGGAUCUCCAUCGUGAACCAGGCCAUCGGGCUCCGCAAGCGGGGCGUCUGCGCGCGCGUCGCCAUCUCCGCGUGGACGCUCGGCACGUUCCGUUCCAACUUCCGCGACAGCGACGACGUCUUCCUGCCCUACAAGGACAACGUGCGCACGCCGCGGGACCUCGCCGACGCCCUGCGGGACCACGCGGCGGCCUUCGACUUUCUGGUCGCGACGCUCUUCACGACGGUCGAGGCCAUCGCGGACGUCGCGGCGUGCCACCCGAACGUGCAGACGGGCUACUUCAUCCAGGACUACGAGGCGGACUUCGACAACCUGGACCUCGUGCUCAAGGAGAAGGCGCUGGAGAGCUACACGCGCGUCGAGGGCAUGGUCCUCUUCGCGAAGACGCGGUGGCUCCGCGAGCGCGUCGCGCGGAACCACAACGUCACGGUGCACGCGGUCACGGGCUCCGUGGACCUGGGCGCCUUCGACGCGGCGCGCGCGGCCCACGACGAGCGCGUGCGCUCGGAGGCCGACCAGCGCAGCGGCGUCGCGCGCGUCGUCGCCAUGCUGCGGCCGUCGACGCCGCGGCGGAACCCGACGGGCACGCUCGACGUGCUCCGGCGCGUCCGCGCGCGCUUCGGCGACCGCGUCGACGUCCACACCUUCGGCUGCCCCGACGACGAGCUCGACGCCUUCCUCUCGGCGUCGGACCGGAGCUUCCUGACGCACCACGGCACGCUGCGCCGCGAGGACGUCGCCGCGCUCUUCGGCGCGUCGGACGUGUUCCUCGACAUGAGCCACUGGCAGGCCUGGGGGCGCACGGGCCUCGAGGCCAUGGCCGCGGGCUGCGUGCCCGUGCUCCCGGGCGGCUCGGGCUCCGAGGAGUACGCCGUGCACGACGCGAACGCGAAGCUGACGAACACGACGGAGCCGGCCGAGGCCGUCGACGCGGUCGGGCACCUCGUCGCGGACGCCAAGUUCCGCAACCGGCUGCGCACGAAGGCCAUCUGGACCGCCGGCGACUUCGAUCUCGCGACGGCGUCGCUGACGGUCCUGAAGCUGUUCUGCGACCGGCUCGACGACGCCGUCGACCGGCUGCUGCUCGCGCCGUCGCCGCCCGUGACGUCGCGGAGCACCGAGAGCUCGAAAGCGCCGUACCUCUCGAGCACGGAGCGAUGCCACGCCGUCACGCGGGGCCCGGCGUGCCACAAGACGACCGUCUCCUUCGACGACGGCGCUUUGGAGACCGACGCCGCCGCCUCCGACGACGGCGCUUUGGAGACCGACGCCGUCUCCUUCGACGACGGCGCUUUGGAGACCGAAGCCGCCGCCUCCGAAGCCGCCGCGUCCGUCGGCGCGUCGACGCUUCGGAACCAGACCCCGUGCCUGGGCGUGACGAACGCGCCGCUCGCCAUGCGGAGCGCGUCGGCGACGGUCGCGUUUUUCCACCGGCGCUUCGCGAACUGGAAGUGGCAGAGGAAAUCGCUCCCGCGCGGCCUCGCGACGCCGUCGAGCUCGAAGGACGACGGCACCAGCGGCGCGCCGCCGCCGUGGCGGCAGAUCGCGAUCCUCUCCGGCAGCUCCUUCGUCGCGAACGCGGGCUUCGGGUGCAUCAUCCCCGUGCUGCCGUCGCUCUCCGAGUCGCUGUCGCUCGGCGCCGUCGGCGUCGGCGUCAUCCUGUCGGCGCCCGCGGCGGCGCGCGUGGUGCUCAACGUGCGCCUCGGCGCGCUCGCCGACGAGAUCGGGCGGCGGCCGUUGAUGAUCGCCGGCAGCGCCCUGGGCGCCGCGGGCACCUUCGCGACGGGCUCCGCGGGGUCGCUGCUCGAGCUCGUGCCCGCGCGGCUCCUCGCGGGCGCGGGCUCCGCGGCGACGCUCGCGGGCGCCCAGGCCUACAUGGCCGACGUCACGGAGGGCCGGGGCGACCGCGGCAAGCUGCUGGGCGUCCAGCAGGCCGCCGUCGCGCUCGGCUUCAUCGGCGGGCCCGCGCUCGGCGGCGGCCUCGCCGAGGUCCUGGGCCCGCACGCGCUCUUCCACGCCGUCGGCGUCUGCAACCUGCUCUGCGUCGCCGGCUACGCGCUCCUGCCGGAGACGCACCAGGGGACCGGCAUCGCCGCGUCCGACGCGGACGCCGCCGCGGACGCGGACACGCGAGCGCGGCUCGCGGCCGCGUGGCGGGGCCCGCUGCCGCCGCUGCUGGCCAUGCAGCUCGCGCAGUACCUCGGCUACGCCUGCCACCUCUCCGUCGUGCCCCUGCGCGCCGUGGACGUCAUGGCCGCGUCGCCCGGCGACAUCGGCGUGCUCUUCUCGACGGUGUCGGCCGUCGCGAUCGUCGGCGCGCCGCUCGGGGGCUACCUCGCGGACUUUGGGCGGCGGACGGCCGUGGUGCCCGCGGCGUCGCUCACGGUGCUCGGCGCGGCGGCCGUGCCCUUGGCCGCGGACGGCGCCCAGUUCUACGCCGCCAUGAUCGCCUGGGGCUUGGGCGCGUCGCUGAUGACGCCCGCGCUCGCGGCCAUCUCCGCGGACGUCGCGCCGCCCAAGGCGCGCGGCGCCGUCGUGUCCUACUCGCGCGUCGCCCAGGACAGCGCCUUCCUCUGCGGGCCGCUGGCCUACGGCGCGCUCGCCGACGCGCUGAGCCCGUCCGCGGCCAUCUUCGCGUCGUCGGCCUGCUCCGCGGCCGCGCUGGGAUUUUUCGCCGCGCGCGCGCCGGAGACGCUGCCGAAGAAGGCCGCGGCGCCGGUUCUGCCGGACGACGACGCGCCGCCGGCGCGGAGGGACCCGUCGCCGGCGCCGCCCGCGGCGAUGGCCGCGACGCCGCCGAAGGCGCCCGCGCCGAUGCAGGACCCGCCGCGGGACGCGUAA
This is a messenger RNA of Aureococcus anophagefferens, 4338 nucleotides long. RefSeq lists its product as hypothetical. The coding region runs from base 1 to 4338 and encodes 1445 amino acids. Gene Ontology annotation, molecular function: transmembrane transporter activity; glycosyltransferase activity. Lineage: Eukaryota; Pelagophyceae; Pelagomonadales; Pelagomonadaceae. Gene Ontology annotation, biological process: transmembrane transport. Gene Ontology annotation, cellular component: membrane. The transcript has 4 exons. The record is from RefSeq and is a predicted model, not a curated record.